AAGGCAGACUCCAAAGCGUCCAGUUAUAAGGCAGAUGUCACAAUGUCUACCUCCAUGGCAAGUAUCAUUGUGGCCAACCUCACAGCAUCCAGAGACAAGGCAAACACAGGGCCUAUUCACACUGUAGCCAACCUUAGGGGCUCUACCUACAUAGCAGCCCAGAACCCAGUGACCAUCCGCUCUGCAGACUUUACAAUGCCUAUCCACAUAGAGAAGCAUGUAGGUCCUAUCCAUACAACACAUCUCAGGGUUCCUGUCCACAUUGCCGACACUAUGGCGCCCAUCCUUGGGGCAGAUGUCACUGUGCCCAUCCACACAGCAGAUAUCACAGUGCCUGUCCACAUGGCAGACAUCACUGUACCCAUCCACACGGCCAAUUGCGUGGGCUCUGUGCACUUUGCAGACAUCACAGAGUCCCUACAAAUACCAAAUACCCCAAUGCCUGUCCACACAUCCAAUUUCUCAGGCCCCAUCCGCACAGCAGACUUCACAGUGCCUAUCCAAAUGGCAGACCCUAUGGUACCUGUACACUCCAGCUUCACAGGUCCUGUCCACACUGCAGACCUCACAGUGCCUGUCCACAUGGCGGAUGUGACAGCCCCCAUUGUCACGGCAGAUGUUACAGUGCCCGUCCACACAGCAGACAUCACAUUGCCAGUCCACCGGGCAAGCAUCACGGUGCCUAGCAAUACAGCAAUUCCCCCCAAUUUCCAGGAGCUGAUGAACAAUCUUGUGAGUGAAUCCUUCAGCUUGCUGAAACUGGUUGGUUCAGCCCAUUGCCAGCCACGGGAAAGACCCUGUGCCAGGAAUGAUGAUGAUGACGAUGAAGAUGUUGACAAUGACAAUGACAACGACUUGUCUCCAGCAGCCUCUGCAUUCUGAUCCCAACUCUAGAACUGAAUAGCUGUGUGACCCUAGAACUACCACUCACCCGUUUCAUGUGAUGGCACCAUUUAAUAUGCAGUGGAGAAACAGGCUACCAAGAUGAAGCUAAGAGGCCAGGACAACAUGAACCAUGGAAAAGCUUUUCAUCUAUAUCCUAUGAGGCAUCCUGAGGCAAAUGAGGGAAGAAUAUGGAGAACCUGUACCAUUCAAUCAGCCACUUGGGGACCCCAGGACCCUGUCCUUGGGCUUCUCAGGUGAAAAGGUUGUCAACCUGGGGGGGCAGUACUCAUCCCUUACGCUUGAAAGAAACCACUUGAACAAAUGCCUCAAAACCAAUAGCAAGAUUAAAAGAGGAGAUACCAUAAUAAAGACCAAAGAGAGAGAAACUU
Messenger RNA from Trichosurus vulpecula (common brushtail), 1274 nucleotides. RefSeq lists its product as uncharacterized. Bases 43 to 882 code for a protein of 279 amino acids. The transcript has 4 exons. The record is from RefSeq and is a predicted model, not a curated record. NCBI's taxonomy places the organism in Eukaryota, Metazoa, Chordata, Mammalia, Diprotodontia, Phalangeridae.